Seminavis robusta is the source of this 783-nucleotide messenger RNA. The record is from the annotation of a GenBank genome assembly. Lineage: Eukaryota; Bacillariophyta; Bacillariophyceae; Naviculales; Naviculaceae.
AUGUCCUCUUCGUUCAGGCAAGAUGAUGAUCAACUCUCUCCUGCUAUCUCACAGGCAGACGUAUGGUCGUCUCCACCUGUAAUCAUUCAAAUUGCUAACUCUCUCAAAGAUGAUGGAGAGAAAAAGGAAAUCAAUCUCAUUCCCACACUUGGUCACAACACUCGCAAUCGAUCAGAGCCCAACAUUGCUUCUGUGUACUGGCUUCCAAGGGAAUUCUCUAUCAAUACUCCCGAGUUUCGGACCAAAACUCUUUCACCAUAUUUUGCAGAAGCGUCUCGUGCUGCUGGCUUUGUUAAAGGAAAUUCCCAACACCAUGGUCACACGCCUUGUUCACCAGAAAAUAUCACCACUUUGACAACAAAUCUUCCAGAGAUCCAGCGACAAAUUGGGCAAAAUGUCAUGGAGCAGCAUGCUGCAUGUGCUAUCACACAACAUGACAGUGAAACAAUGGAUGACACUUCCGAUACCACUGAUGAAGAUGAUGCAGCUUUCCAAAAUGGCGACCUUCGAGAAGCAGCAGAAUUGGCCAGGCAAGAUAGAAUCAAAGCAACCCUAAGACUUCCGGGUGCUCUGUUUGCUAGUGUUUCUCCCCUUGUUGGGGACAUUCUCGAACAAGUCAAUUCAGUUGAGUCACAUGAUGCACUGUUUGAAGGCCUACACAACCUACAUGCUAAAGUCAUGAGAAUCUCACAAAAAGAAGCAAAUCCAAUUGGUGUUGUUGAAGGAGGAUCAACGCAUGGUCCACCUGCCAUUUCCACAAAAAAGAACUCUAACAAAGACUGA